UGUGACGUAGGGGACAACUCCUACCCCCACUCUGCUCCUGAUUGGUGGCAUUUAGAGGAUGUGUCCUAUAAAAAGGCAGACGGGUUCUGCUCUUGUUAAGGAGCAAACGUAGAGCAAGUGAGAAUGCCUGUUGUACGGACGUUAACGAGGACGAUCAAGCAGGUGCUGCAGAGCCCUGUCUGCGGAUGUCAGACUGUCACCUCUGUUCGUUUCAUUGGCUUUUCACCCCGCCAGGUGACGUCGGAUGCCAGCUUCCACUCUGUGUCCUUCUCGGAGACUGACCACCCUCGGGUGCUGAUCACUGGAGGAUUAGGUCAACUGGGAGUUGGACUUGCAAAGCUAUUGAGGAAACGUUUCGGCAACAAUAAUGUGAUCCUCUCUGACAUCCGAAAACCUCCGGACAAUGUGUUUUAUAGCGGACCUUUCAUUUACUCCGACAUCUUGGACUAUAAAAACCUCCGUGAGAUAGUGGUGAACAAUCGGAUCACCUGGUUAAUACACUACAGCGCCCUGCUCAGUGCCGUUGGCGAAGCAAACGUUCCUUUGGCCAGGGCGGUCAAUAUAACCGGUCUGCACAAUAUUCUGGACAUAGCUGCAGAACACGGUCUACGCCUGUUUGUGCCCAGCACCAUUGGGGCAUUUGGACCAACCUCGCCCAGAAACCCAACGCCUGACCUGUGUAUACAGAGACCAAAGACCAUCUACGGGGUCUCAAAAGUCCAUGCGGAGUUAAUGGGAGAGUACUACAACUAUCGGUACGGCCUGGACUUCCGAUGUCUCAGGUACCCUGGCAUUAUUUCUGCUGAUUCCCAACCUGGAGGAGGAACGACUGACUAUGCUGUCCAGAUAUUCCAUGAUGCCAUCAAGAAUGGCAGAUUUGUCUGCAACUUGAAACCGGACACCCGCCUGCCAAUGAUGUACAUCGACGACUGUCUGAGGGCAACGAUGGAGGUGCUGGAGGCCCCGGCAGAGUCCCUCACAAUGAGGACAUACAACAUCAACGCCAUGAGCUUCAACCCCGAAGAGCUGGCCCAAGAAGUGAGGAAACAUCUGCCAGAGCUUGAGGUCGUUUACAAUAUGGAUGCGGUCCGACAAGCCAUUGCUGAUAGCUGGCCAAUGAACUUUGACGAUAGCAACGCUCGCAAGGACUGGGGCUGGAAACACGAAUACGACCUACCAGAACUGGUGACCACCAUGCUUGGCUACUUGAGCCCUGAAAGUCUCAAUGCUCAGGCCCAAGCCAGCUAAUCGAAACUUCGGGAGUCACCCAGUCACCGGGCUACUUCCAUCAUUGUAGUGUCAUACACUCUGGUAUAUGAUGCCGACACAUGUGUUCAUGACUCUCAACAUCUACUGUCACCAGUGGAGGAAAACUAAUAUUCUCAAUCGUUGUAAGUCUUGCCACGAGGCCAGUAUAUGGAUCUAUGUUUUAUUACUUGAAGUUGUGUUUUUGGGGUCAUUGUCACCUUCUUGGUUUAUUCUCUUGGGUGGCUGGAGGUUACUUACUGCAGAGCUUCAGAAACCAGGUGCUAAACUGUAAUAUAUGUAGUUAUAUUGUAUCCAUGUCCAUAGAUCUGUGGCAUUUAAGGUAUAGUCUGCCGAAAAAUACAUAACGACAAGCCAGUUGAAGCAAUGGGAGCAAGAGGCCCACCGAUGCCAAGAAUCAAAGGGUUCCAGAAAUGGGGAGAUGACCAAAGCUCUCCAUUAAAGAGGUAUUCACAUGUCAGACACUGAUGGUGCUGGGAUAGGACAUCAAUGUCUGCAAUGUGAAUCUCCUUUAGGAGCUUUGGGACCCCUCUGGACAUUUGUUCUGACCCCCAACAGUUUUUUUUUUUUUGGGGGGUAGGGUGUUUCAUUGACUUUUCAUUAAUUGCUAUUAUUGGAAGGCCCUUCUACCUCUCAGUGGAUAGAUUAGAAGCGACUGGAAUGCUAUUUUCCUCAUACAGAUUUCCAAAUCCCCCGUAAAGUCAUGUCGCUAAAUUUAUAAAACCCUGUCCGCCUGUAGCCUCCACUAGGGGGAGCUGAGAAGCUGACAUGUAUAAAUUGUAUACAGUGAGCUCCCCCUAGUGGUGGCUGAGGGCAGCAAACUUUCUAACUAUAGAGUCUCAUUUUAAGUUUGAGGCUAUUAUUUUUAGACUGGAGGUGCUUUGCGCACCUGCGCUAAAUUUAUGACGCCCUGUUUUUAUUAAAUUUGUCGCACGUGUGAUGUGGUUUCGCCACUGUCAAUAUGUCGGGGGGGGAAGGGGGUUCCCUGGCGUGGAGAUGCGACAUUUUUAAAAGUUGCGCAUCAUAAAGGAGACAAGUGUUCUAAUCUGUAAUCCAGACCAACUUUUCGCCCCACUUCUGAAAGUGGUGAAGCUCCUCAAAAGUCGCAAAAAAAAAAAAUGCACAAAAUGUUGAGCGAGACAUUUUUACGCCACAAAACUGGCUAAGCAGAUUUGAUGAAUGUCCCCCCUCAAUUAUUACUCUAAGAAAUUAAAUGUAUUCCAUUUCCGUUCCGCAAAAAAAAUGGAACAUGUCCUAGUAUUGUCCGCAUUACGGACAAGGAUAGUCCUGUUCU
Messenger RNA from Bufo bufo (common toad), 2560 nucleotides. RefSeq names its product L-threonine 3-dehydrogenase, mitochondrial-like. The transcript is spliced from 9 exons. Gene Ontology annotation, molecular function: L-threonine 3-dehydrogenase activity. The record is from RefSeq and is a predicted model, not a curated record. Gene Ontology annotation, biological process: L-threonine catabolic process. NCBI's taxonomy places the organism in Eukaryota, Metazoa, Chordata, Amphibia, Anura, Bufonidae. The coding region runs from base 124 to 1248 and encodes 374 amino acids.